Molecule: messenger RNA, 4271 nt
Organism: Heteronotia binoei (common prickly gecko)
Lineage: Eukaryota; Metazoa; Chordata; Lepidosauria; Squamata; Gekkonidae
Gene: DLL4
Product: delta like canonical Notch ligand 4
Exons: 11
Coding region: 418-2469 (683 amino acids)
Biological process (GO): establishment or maintenance of epithelial cell apical/basal polarity; multicellular organism development; Notch signaling pathway
Cellular component (GO): plasma membrane; protein-containing complex
Molecular function (GO): calcium ion binding
Source: RefSeq, a predicted model, not a curated record
GUUUACAUAAUGAGCUUGCGAGGACAAGAGGCAACUAUAUAAACAGCUCGAAGGGAAGCAAGUUUUCCAUUGACCGAGCGAGCGCUGCUAGCCCUGGAGGAGGAGCAAUCCCGCACGAAACAGACACCCUUGAGCGUCUUUCCACUCGGGUUGGGAGUUUACAAGGGCGAUCGCAGCAAAAGUUUUCUCGCCGAGGACAGGAUUAAUCCCCUCAAGUGGAUGCUUUCAACCACCUGGAUUUUAUCUUCCCGCUCGGGCUGGGGAAUAUUUGGAAGCGGCUCCUCGAAGUAAGUGCAGACGCCGGCUUCGGCGGCCAGACAGAAGCUCAUCCUUGGACGACCUGAGGAAUACAAGAGCGAAGUAUACUUCAGUCCCAGGGAGAGUUUGAAGCCCUCAGCAAGCAGAGCGGGAGAGAGGAUGGCAGCCUUACCCCUCUUUGGCUUGACGUUUGCCUUGACGGUGAUUCUGCAGAGGGCAUCCGGCUCAGGCGUCUUCCAGCUGGAGCUGCGCGAGUUUGUUAAUGGCCAGCGCUCCCUGGCCAGCGGAGAGCCCUGCGCGGCUGGCUGCAGGACCUUCUUUCGCGUUUGCUUGAAGCAUUUUCAGACCGUGAUCUCGCCGGGGUCCUGCACCUUCGGAAGCAUCAUCACCCCUGUGCUGGGAAUCGACUCCUUCCCCAUCAAAGAAACGGAGGGAUUUGGCAGCCCCAUCAAGUUGCCUUUUAACUUCACCUGGCCGGGAACUUUCUCAUUGAUCAUUGAAGCCUGGCACGCUCCUGAAGGUUACUUUCCAGCAGGUUCGGAGCCGCCCGCCGAGAAGUGGCUCAUCAGCAAGAUGGCGAUCCAGCGGGCGCUGGCGGUGGGCGAGGACUGGUUUCAGGAUGAGCAGAGCAGCGAGGGGGCCAGGCUGAGCUACUCCUACCGCGUGGUGUGCCACGAGCAUUACUAUGGGGACAACUGCUCCCGCCUCUGCAGGGGCCGCGACGACCGCUUCGGCCACUACCUCUGCGAAUCUGACGGCAGCGUCGCCUGCAUGACAGGCUGGACCGGGAACUAUUGCACAGAAGCUAUCUGUUUAGCUGGAUGCACAGAGAAAAAUGGAUUUUGCAGAAAUCCAGGAGAAUGCAUCUGUCGCAGUGGUUGGCGAGGUCGUUACUGUAAUGAAUGCGUUCCUCAUGCAGGUUGCCGCCAUGGGACCUGUAAGAAACCAGGAGAGUGUAUAUGUGAUGAAGGCUGGGGAGGUCUUUUCUGUGACCAAGAUCUGAACUAUUGCACUCAUCAUAAACCCUGCAAAAAUGGAGCCACUUGCAUGAACACUGGCCAAGGUAGUUAUACAUGUUCCUGCAAAGAGGGCUUCACUGGCAUUGACUGUGAACGGAAUAUCAGCGAAUGUGACAGUAACCCUUGCAAGAAUGGAGGAACUUGCACGGAUUUGGGAAAAGACUACAAAUGUACAUGUCCUCCAGGAUAUGAUGGUGUUAACUGUGAGCAUAGUGCCUUGACUUGUGCUGAUUCUCCAUGUUUUAAUGGUGGCACAUGCCUGGAAAAAGAAAAAGGAACCAGCUAUUCUUGCCUUUGCCCUAUGGGGUUUACAGGAUCCAAUUGUGAAAAAAAAGAAGACAGAUGUACUAAUAACCCUUGCGCUAAUGGUGGGCAAUGCUUUCUUUUGGGUGUGACGCGUGUGUGUCGUUGCCGUCCUGGAUUCUAUGGUCAGAAAUGUGAGAUAAACAUCAGCAAGUGUUCCAAAAAUCCAUGUUCCAAUGGAGGAACUUGUCAUGACCUUGUGACUACACAUGAUUAUACAUGUACUUGCAUGCCAGGUUACACUGGCAGGAAUUGUGAUAUAAGGGAUGAGUGUGCCUCUGGGCCAUGCCAGAAUGGGGGAACAUGCUAUUCUAGGCUAUAUGCUACCAGUUUUGCUUGCCACUGCCCUCUUGACUUCAUGGGCACUCAUUGUGAAUUUCCAGUGAAUUUGCAGCCUGAUUCAGAGCUUGCUAAACCAGUUCCAUGGGUGGCUAUAUCCAUGGGAGUUGGGCUUGUCGCCCUCCUCAUAUUGUGUUGCAUGAUAGCUAUAGUUAUCCGGCAGAUGCAGAGGCACCCUGAGCAUAAUUCAGAAACAAUGAACAAUUUGUCAGACUUCCAGAAGGAAAAUCUCAUCCCUGCUUCUCAGCUUAAAAACACAAAUAAAAACAAAGACCUUGAAGUAGACUGUGUACUGGAGAAAUCAAACUACAAACCUAAGAAUCACAUUUGGGAUUAUAAUCUGGUGAAGGAAUUGACGAGCAGAGGAGUUCAGGAAGAUAAAUACCAUAAAAGUGAAAAGUGUAUAGGAGAGAAAUCAGCCUUCUGGUUACACAGUGAAAAGCCAGAAUGCAGAAUAUCAACGAUAUGCUCGCCAAGAGAUUCCAUUUACCAGUCUGUCUUUGUGAUAACAGAAGAGAGAAAUGAAUGUGUUAUAGCCACAGAGGUAUAAGAAUGAAGCCAGUUCUGUUUGCACCUCAGACUCGGAGAUGCCACAAGGUGGAUGUUCCUGCAACAUUGUUUACAAUUCAGAAUUGGAUUGGACUUGGAUUCUUUAAUUAUAUGCAAUUUGCUGCUCUCAGGAGGAGACGGAAAGGAUGGAAGCGGGUGAACUGGACAGUGAAUUUAUUAAAGGAUGCAAUAGACUUUUUUGCUCCCUUUUAACUUGUUUUGAAGUCUCAUACAAGGAAUGUUAACUGACUACAAGGAGGAGACAGACAGAAUGACAUCUUUUACUAGCCUUUGAAAUUACAUUGCUGCCAGUUGCUCAUGAACAGUUAUGACAAUUUCCAGAAAUUCGGUCUUGGGAGGUGCCAGUAGGUGCAAAAGGCACUCAGUCCAUCACAGAUGUAUAUCAACAAUAUCUUGAGAAGAAUGAAUUAAUAAAGAAGCAAAUGUUGCUAUGCAGAUAAUGGAUUUAAGUUAAAUGAACCCAAUGUUUCUUCUGGAUUUGAAAAGUGCCUAAAGCUUGUCUGAGAAUCUAGAGAACCCAAAUAGAGACAAACCUCCCACAAGUUUUUUUUACAGAAUUCAAGCAGUAUUGGCCAGGGAUAGAUGAUAAACUUCCUCUAGCUCAUCUAUUUUAAGUCCCUUUUGCCUUUUCAUGUAUUCUAGGCAAUGUGAAGGCAAAUAGGAUAAAGGGAAGAUGGAUCUAGACACCGCAUUUUAUCUUGUGAUGAUGCUUCAGUGAACCAAGCAGUAAAAUUAUGGGUUUGGUCCUUUUUCUCUACCACAACCAAAUCCAUGAAUCUAAAAAUGAAUAUUGGCUCCUUCUCCUUUUUAUGAGGAUACUUAAUUCCAGUGCUCACUUGAAAGCCUUACAGUGCGUUUAAAAUCAAUCAGCUGUAUUCACACCCUUUGCACUGCAGAGUCACCACAAACAGAAGUGUGUUUCUUCUCCAUCAUACACACUUGGAAGGAAUUUGAAUUUUGUGUUAGAUACCUGAAGCUACUACAAUCACACCUAAUCUCAAAGUCCAAACUGUCUGUUGUCACAGCCAGGGAAGGAGUUAUUUGGCCCUGCUACAGAACCAUUACUACCACUGCUAUCUGCAGUUCACAGCCCUCUUCCCAAAUGUUUAAUAGAAGUACAGCAACCAACUUGACUUCUGGAGGGGCAUUCCAUGGGGCAACUCUUAAAUCUAUUCACAUUGCUGCAAGGAAAGGGAUAAGGUUAAAUUUUGGAGUCCAAAGGAGCAGUUCACACAGACUUAACGUAUACACUUACAGCAAUAAUAAUAGACAUUUCAGAUAGGAAGUGCUGUGAUGUUUGUAGUGAUAAACAAAUACUGUGGGAAAGAGAACAUGGCGGAAGCAGAGAGAGGAAGUGAAUUCUCAUUCAAGGAAACUGUGAUUGUGCUUUCUAUGGUAGAAGAGUUCCUGACCUUGUAAAAUCCCAGUGUUAGAUUAGUCCACCUACAGUCUUGAAUUGUGCAAGCAAAUCUUGCUUGGAAUGUUCACUACUGACCUUCUGUUCUGGCCAUUAUGAAAAUGACCUUCAGAAAUCAAUAAUAUGGUUUAUAUUAGUGUCUGUUCAUAGUUUAUUAUGAAGUCUAGUAUUUCAGUAAUUUAAAGAAAAUCAGAAGCACUGAACUUUCUACAUUUUGUAACAUUAUUUUGUAUAUAAUGUAUAUUUAUAAUCAAAAACAGAAGUGUAAAUAUGUUUAUUACUUUUCAUGCAAUGUUUUUAUGUGACGACAAAGUUUGAAUUUUAUUUUUUUUUUCAAAUAAUGAAAACAAGUUCCUGCUACUGCA